UCUGUCUCUCGUUUUUACCGCCGUCAUCCGUCUUACCAGGCCCUCGAUAGAUUCUGCACGCCGCUCUUUACUGCGUCUCGGUGACCACUCUAUAGAGAGAGGCUCACCAUGAAGUCUUUCACGUGGCUGUGGUUGGCAGUCGUCGCCCUGGCUGCUGUCGCAUCGGCUCAGAAAAAGCGCCUCUUGUUCUAUGGCAGCGUGGAGUACAGAGAGUGGCAAGAAGCUGAGGAUUUAGGCUAUGAAGUCGUCAACGUCACCGAUGCUCAGUGGCGCUCUUACACUCAAGAUGAUUUUGCCCAGUUCGCUGCCAUCGUUGUCCAGGAUCCUGACUGCAAAUCACUUCCGGAAGUUGACAAUCUAAGGUUGCUCGAAGAAACCAAGACCAAAUGGUCGCCAGCGGUGACGGGACCCGUCAUCCUCAUCGGCACGGAUCCCUCAUUCCACGCCGGUGACUACGAAGGAGCCGUGUCUCUGAUCCGGGGCGGACUGAAUUUUGCAGCGUCGGGCAAUGAGACGGGGUUAUAUUUUUCGCUCUCAUGCUACUAUCAAAAUGUCGAAAAGGAGAUUGUCUCGGUGCUAUCCGAGUUUGGUACCUUUGAAGUGCGAGGCCAGCUGAGCUGCUACAACGACGCACAUCUGGUGGCAAAUUCAACAGCUCUCUUGGGCAUAAAAGAUGAGGACCUGAGCGACUGGUCCUGCAGUGUCCACGAGGUCUUUUCCAACUACCCCAAGGCUGGCAUGCGCGGAUUCGAGCCCUUGGUGAUCGCUCAGGGGGCUACCGGCGCCGGGAACUUGACCUUUGCAGACAACAGCACGGGAGUCCCCUACAUCCUUACAAAGUUUGCCACGCCGAUCGGCUGUGGAAAUGGCAUAUGGGAGUCCCGUCUUGGCGAGGAGUGUGACUAUGGCGACUCCAAUGGCCAUGAUAACAGCACUUGUACCCUGUCUUGCAGGUGCAUAUAUGGGGCGUUGGGAAAUGGAACUUGUUCGUCUGUUAACAACUCAACAAGUUCAUCCACCACUCGCGGGUUCAGUAGCACGCUUUUCACUAACUCGAGCUCCACGGCUACUUCCACUACCAGCUCUUCAGUAACGGCAACGAGCGAGGUGUCCAAUUCCAUUACAGUCAUUACGGUUGUGGUUACGUCCACCGUUUCUAUCAACCCGUCAUCCUCGUCUCUCACUACAUUCACGACAGUGUCCACUUCUACCCUCUUACCCCUGACAUCAGACUCAUCGGCGGUAAGCUCUGAGACGACAGCUACUCCGGGACCGUCAGUGACAACGAUCGUCAUCACUUCCACUGUGUCCAUCAAUCCCAGUUCCUCAUCUACCACGACAAUAACAAGCGUGGUGCCAAUCUCUGGCUCAACAGCAAACUCAGCCAGCGCGUCGCCAAGUUCCGGUUCUGAGGUUUCCACUGUUACUUCUGUUGUGACAUCGUAUGUGUCUAUCAAUCCAAGUUCCUCCUCGGAAACUGUAUACACGACUGUGUAUGUAACCGCUAUACCUGCUGGAUCUUCCGCUUCCCCAACGGAGACCCCGACAUCUACGAUCAACAGUCCAUCAAUCUCGACCGUGACUUCGGUAGUGACCUCGGUAGUUACCGUAAACCCGAGCUCUUCGUCAACCACCAUAUACACCACUGUCUAUCCCACAACGAUUCUGCCACCAACACCCUCUAAUGCUGGUCAAGUAUCUUCUUCAUCAUCAGGGACAGCUGUGUCUUCCUCGAGGCAGUACACGACAAUCACUUCGGUUUACACUACACUGGUCACCGUGAAUCCCAACUCGAUUUUCACCUCGUACUACACGACGUACAUUACAGUUCGGCUCGGACAGAUCGCCACCACGGCUCCUUUCCCGAACUCGACAGCCAUCCAGACGGGAUCCGCCACGUCGACUUCCGUCUUCAACGUGACCUCAAGCUCGAUAUUGGUCACUGUCAUACCCACAACUAGCGUCUCCUCCGUCUCACUCUCCUCUGUCAUCGUCACCGUGAUUCCGACCUCGCUGAUCUCCACUGUGGUCAGCAUCAUUCCCAGCACGGCUGUUGGGAAUAUUUCGCUGAGUUCCACCUUGGUGACAGUCCUGCCGAUAACCUCGACGGCCGGGGGUCAGGCCACCUCGUUGUCGUCCGUGGGAAGCAACUCUACGCAGCUCGUGACAGAGACUGUGUCUUCUACCGUCACUCUCCCCCAGCCAUCUGGAUCAGUGACGUCUGGGUCGGGAGCUAACUCUUCUCAACUUGUUACGGAGACUAUCUCUGCCACUGUGACUGUUACCCCGUCCUCAAGUUCGCAAUUGAUAUCUGCCUCGGGAACUAGUUCGUCUGGGCUUGUUACAGCGACUGUCUCCGCUACAGUCACCGUUAUCCCAUCCUCAAGCUCACAGGCGCUGCCUAUCUCGGCAAGCAAUUCUUCCGGGCUUGUCACAGAAACUGUUUCGGCUACUGUUACCGUUGUCCCAUCAUCAAUUUCACAGGCUCUACCCAUCUCAGGAACCAAUUCGUCCGCGCUUGUUACUGAAACGGUAUCGUCUACGGUCACUGUUGUCAGUCCAUCGGGGUCACAGGCGACAUCAGAUGCGGGAGCUAGCUCAUCUGAGCUGGUCACCGAGACUGUCUCUGCAACCGUAACCCUCACCCGGUCUUCGGGCAUCCAGCAACCCACUUCAGACGCCAGCGCAUCAGCUAGCAACUCGGAUGCGCCUGUCACUCAGACGUUGUCGUCGACAGUGACAGUUAGCGGCGCGACGUCAUCGGGGGCGCAGUUGCCAACCUCAGGGGCAGCAAGCGAGUCAAGUUCAUUCACAGAGACAUCCACGGGAGCCGCUGCAACCUCUCUGUCGUCUGCAGACGCAACGUCAGUAGUGACCACUGGGCUUACUGACGCGAUAUCCGGUACUAGUACUGGAGCAGACACCGUCAGCACUACAGCAGUCGUGACCAGGACUCCCUGCCAUGGUGGUGGUGGCUAUUCACCCGUGCCAAGUGGCGCUUCUACGUCUCUCAGCGAUGCGCAAUCUACGUCGCUUACAGAUGCAGUGUCUACAUCGCUUACAGACGCCUGGUCUGCCUCGGUCACAAGUGUUCUCUCUACUUCGACUCCAGGUCCGCAGUACACCUCGCUUCCAGAUGCUCAGUCUACGUCAAUUACAGAUGCCGUGUCCACGUCAACCACCAAUGACCAGUCUACGUCAGCUACAGAUGCACUGUCUACUUCGCUUACGGAUGCACAAUCUACCUCAAACAGCUGGCUGACUUCGACAACCAUGACAGUUCAGACCACUGAGGGUGCAUUGCCCACCAGCGCCGGAUCCGCGUCCGUCUCCAGUGAUUUCUCAACCAGUCUCACGGCGCCCUGGUCGACGAUAACGAGGCCUCCGUUCACUGUUGUUCCGUACGAGCCGACCCCUUGCGUAAGCUGGCUCAGCUACGUUACGGAGGUGUAUGUAGUUUUGACUACAACUUGUGCGCAGGGCAGCGUUAGCACAACGACCCUGACUGAUCGAUACACGACCGUGACGACGUCGGCUUGCGCCACUCAAACUGUUCCAGAGCCGUGCUACGGCUGCGUCGUGGGAGCUCCAGACGCAGGAGAGGUGGUUUCAGUUACCGUGACUUCAACUGCAAGCGCGGUGAUCAUACCUGGAGAGCUACCCAUCGCUUCCGGUACAGGGCUCGGCUUCCCUCAGGGCCCUUCAGAAUCAGUGCUUCCUCGCAAGGAGAAGGCUGAGGCUGGCAAGGGCGCCGUCGUCACCGCAGGAGCGGGCCGAGUCAACGUUGGUCUUCUUGGCCGAGCCUGGCAGUAUUUGAUGGCCUGCCUUGUUGGUUUUGUCAUGUUGAUGGCUGUUUGAGAGAGAUAAUAUCACCGAUGAGCGCCUAGACUUCUUUUGUUUUCCUUUUUUACAGUUUUACUUCCC
Messenger RNA from Pyricularia oryzae 70-15, 3924 nucleotides. RefSeq lists its product as uncharacterized. Bases 109 to 3858 code for a protein of 1249 amino acids. The transcript is spliced from 5 exons. Lineage: Eukaryota; Fungi; Ascomycota; Sordariomycetes; Magnaporthales; Pyriculariaceae. The record is from RefSeq and is a predicted model, not a curated record.